AUGUCCGCACCCGCAAUGGUCCCUACAAUUCACCUAUUUGGACCUCAGGCCCUUGCGUUCCGCGAAGAAUCUUUCAAUAAUCUGAAAAACGCCCUAAUUAGCACACCGUACAAUCAGUGGAUUCUAGAUAUUAUAGAAACACUUCCAGGACUGUGGGAGACCGCUUCAAAGGAACUCCCAAUUAUACAAUCACUACCUGGUGGACAUCUACUUGAAAACCUAACUAUCUGGAUUAAAGAAAAAACAGUCACAGAAGCAACAUUCCCGCUCCCUAAUAUCCUCCUUACACCCCUUGUUGUCAUCACACAUAUAACCCAAUAUCUUCGGUACCUGGAACAUAUCGAUCCUACAUGCCUUGGGUUAAACCAUCUCCAAUCGUCUAUCCAUACUGAGUCGGAAACACUCGGCCUUUGUACGGGUCUGCUAACAGCUGUUACGGUGUCCAAUUCCGCAAAUGCAGAGCAAUUUCGACACAAUGGAGCUGUCGCAAUCCGUUUGGCAAUGCUUACUGGAGCUCUGGUUGAUGCUGAGAAUGAAAGUAAUUCUGAAGGGGGGACAGUUUCCCUGUCUGUUACUUGGAAUUCCUUAAAAUCCCAGGUAAAGAUGCUAGAAAUUCUAAAGCAGUUUCCACAGGCCUAUAUUUCUGUUCUCUAUGACGAGAAACGAGCCACAAUUACAUGCUCUAAGCUUAAGGUUGCAAAAUUAGCCAGUCAGCUGAGAACCGAUGGCCUUAUAGUCGCGGAGCUCAACCUCCACGGAUGUUUUCACUUCCAAGGCCACAAAGACGCAGUGGAGUUACUUAUCAAAUUCUGUAAUUCAAAGCCCGAACUUCAAUAUACAGUCCGUAAAGAAGUAGGCUCCCCUAACCAGAGCUACAAAUCGGAUUCUGUUAAUAAUGAUGCCAAACUUCAUCAAAUGGCGUUGAGGUCCAUCCUUGUGGAGCAAUGUGACUGGUAUCGCACCUUCGCAGCUACUUAUUCCUCCAAUUCGAACAGUUCCCAGCCACAAGUCAUUUUAUUUGGUUACGAUAAUUGUGUUCCGCCAUCGGUUGCAAGGAAUCUUGGGAGAAAAUUAAUCAAUGCCAUGAACCUUGAAGAAAUAUCGUCUUCAAUGCCCAGAAUCCUGUUGGACCCAGAAGUUACAUCUGGUUAUACACGAACUACGGACGAUAUUGCGGUUGUUGGUAUGGCUUGUAAAGUUGCCGGAGCCGAUGAUAUUGAGCAGUUUUGGGAUAUCCUGAGUGCUGGGAAGUCACAGCACACUGAGCCACCUUCUGACCGUUUCCACUUCGGUACUUUCUGGCGCGAACUCGAUCCAAAACGGAGAUGGUAUGGCAAUUUUAUCACAAAUCCUGACACAUUCGACCAUAGGUUCUUCAAAAAGAGUCCUCGUGAAAUGAUAUCGACAGACCCGCAGCAGCGAUGGAUGCUUCAAAUUGCGUACCAGGCCCUACAGCAGUCGGGGUAUUUUUUGUCACUAGACCAAGACAAACACAUAGGUUGCUAUAUCGGUCUUGGAUGUGUUGAUUACGAACAUAAUAUUGCAUGUUAUCCCGCGAACGCAUUCUCUGCGACUGGAAAUUUGAGAAGCUUUGUAGCUGGAAAAGUCAGUCAUCAUUUUGGUUGGACUGGCCCCUCACUUACUAUUGACUCUGCUUGCUCGUCCUCUGCGGUGGCUAUUCAUCAUGCCUGCAGGGCUAUUCUUACUGGCGAAUGUAGCGCUGCUAUUGCUGGGGGUGUAACGAUUCUGUCUAGCCCCAUAUGGUUUCAAAACUUGGCCGGUGCCUCUUUUUUGAGCCCCACAGGCAACUGCAAACCCUUUGAUGCCAAUGCUGAUGGCUAUUGUCGAGGAGAGGGGGUUGGUGCCGUGGUCCUAAAAAAGUCGUCCUUAGCCCUUGCGAAUGGAGACCAGAUACUAGGGAUUAUUCCCAGCAGUGCAGUUUACCAGAACCAGAACUGUACCCCAAUUACUGUUCCUAACGCGGAUUCUCUCUCAGGUCUCUUUCGGGAUGUCACCCGUAAAGCAGGACUUGAACCAAAACAUAUCUCUGUUGUCGAGGCUCAUGGAACAGGAACUCCGGUUGGUGAUCCAGCAGAGUAUGAAAGUAUUCUUCGGGUAUUUGGAGGCCCUAAUCGUUUGGAUACCCUUUCAUUAGGUUCUGUGAAGGGUCUUGUCGGACAUGCAGAAACUGCAGCAGGUAUCAUCUCGUUGAUCAAAGUCCUUCUUAUGAUCCAAGAGAAUUCUAUUCCACCACAAGCAAGCUUCAACACGAUCAAUCCUGCUAUUAAGCACUCUCCCUCAGACAACAUUGAAAUCACAACGACCCUGACAAAAUGGGACACAGAAUUUCGAGCAGCCUUAAUCAAUAACUACGGAGCAUCUGGCUCUAAUGCCUCACUUAUUGUCACUCAAUCACCGGGGCAUAGAUCACCUACAACAAUCCAUCAGUCAACUUUCCCCGCGGGGAUUAGAUACCCAUUUUGGUUCUGCGGUAGUGAUGAGAAUAGUCUUCGAAGAUACUUUGCUAGAUUCCGCCAAUUUUUAGAAUCUAGGAAAGCGCUUUCAAAACCCAUAUCUGUUCCCGACUUAGCAUUUAACCUCUAUCGUCAAUCUAAUCGUAUGCUUAGCCGCGCAUUAUUGUUUAGCUGUGAGUCAACAACCGAGAUGGAGCAAAUUCUCGAAAAUUUUGAUAACAGCGAGUCUGAAACCCAAUCGAUAGAACCCCUUACUACCAGGCCAGUUGUUCUAUGCUUCGGCGGUCAAAUAUCUACUUUUAUCGGCUUGGACAGAGAAAUUUACGAUACCUGUAAAAUAUUCCGCAGGCACCUUGAUCAAUGCAAUCUAAUAUUCCAAUCCCUUGGACUAGAGGACAUAUUCCCAGAAGUCUUCCAGAGAGAGCCAGUGAAAGACACGGUGAAGCUCCAAACCAUGCUUUUUGCAACUCAAUACUCUUGUGCCAUGGCAUGGAUAGACUGUAGAAUUAAACCAGUCGCUCUUGUUGGCCAUAGUUUUGGAGAGUUAACCGCACUCUGUGUUUCCGGAGUGUUGUCUCUAGCUGGGGCGGCAAAAAUGAUUGCAGGGCGUGCAGGUCUCGUUCGGGAUUUAUGGGGUCCCGACAAGGGGUUUAUGAUGGCCAUUGAAGCUGAUAUCCAAGAUGUUGAAUACCUUUUGCGCGAGUCCAAUAGGAAAAACAGAAGUGAUCAAGCUGUGGCAAUUGCAUGUUAUAAUGGCCCUCGCAGUUUCACCAUUGCUGGGCCAGCUCAAGCCACCAAAGCCAUUGAAGAAUUAAUGUCUAAUAACUCGACCUUUUCUUCAAUGAAGUGGAAAAAAUUGAAUGUCACGAAUGCAUAUCAUUCUACUCUUGUGGAGCCUCUUGUUGAAUCUCUUGGCCAAAUUGGGCAGGAUUUGCUUUUUCGAAAAGCUAGAAUCCCGAUUGAGCGGUGCACAGAAUACCCACUGUCUUCAGAUGGGUUUGAUUCUAGGUUUAUAUCACAACAUAUGAGGUGUCCAGUAUAUUUCAACCAUGCAGUGCAAAGGCUCUCGCUUAAAUAUCCAUCAUCUAUCUGGCUUGAAGCUGGAUCCAAUUCCACGAUUACAGCUAUGGCAGGUCGAGCAUUGGGUCUACCCUCAGGCUCUCACUUUCAAUCCAUAAAUAUUACAAGCGGUAAAGGCUUACAAAGCCUUAUUGAUGCUAUCAUAAGCCUAUGGAAGAAUGGCUUAAACACCACAUUCUGGGCCCACCAUUCCUCGCAGACUCCUGAAUAUAGCCAAAUACUUCUCCCACCAUAUCAAUUUGACAAAACGAGUCAUUGGGUGACUCUUAAAAAACCAGAGGAAGUCGUUCAGAAAUUUCAAAACGGGAUUCAAUUUCGAGACGAACCAUCUUUGGGGCUCUGGAAAUUUGCCGGAUAUAAAGGAGAUGACCAACAGCGCGCUCAAUUUAGGAUUAACACAGCAAGCAAAGAAUUUGAUGAGUAUGUCUCUGGACACACUAUCGCAAACGCUGCUCCCUUAUGUCCCAGCACUCUUCAGCUUGAUAUCGUUAUCGAAGCUCUUCUACAGCUGCGACCAGAAUAUUUAUCGUCAAACCUCCAGCCACAGCUCCAAGGUCUUGAAAACCAUGUCCCAAUUUGCCUAGAUCCAACUCUCUGUGUCUGGCUAGAUGUUCAGUCCAUAGACUCACAGUCUCACUGCUGGGAGUUCAAGAUGAUCAGUGAACCAACUAAAGGCAAUGAAACCGCAACUUUACACGUUUCUGGAAAAAUUAUUUUUAAAUCUAAUGAGGAUGUGCAACUUCAAAAUGAUUUUGCAAGGUAUGAACGUCUUUCUGGCCACGAACGUUGUCUAUCACUCCUCAAUGGGGAGGAUGGGGAUGAUAUGAUUCAAGGGCGCAACAUCUAUAAAAUCUUUGCCGAGAUUGUGGAUUAUAGCCAGAUUUAUCGUGGAGUCCAGAAACUCGUUGGAAAAGGAAAUGAGUCCGCUGGAAAGGUGGUUAAGAAGUAUACAGGCAUAAGUUGGCUUGAUACCCCGUUGGCUGACUCGUUCUGUCAAUGUGCUGGUAUUUUUGUCAACUGUAUGACUGAAAUAUCAGACAAGGAAAUGUAUAUUUCUACGAAAAUAGAGCAAUGGAUUCGCUCGCCUAAUCUACUCCCCAAUGAUCCACGCCCAGAUGUUUGGCAUGUCCUCGCAUUCCAUCGUCGCCCGUCUGAAAAGGAAUUUAUUAGCGACGUAUUUAUAUUCGACCCACGAAACGGGGAACUGCUAGAAAUUAUUCUUGGAAUUGGUUAUAAGAAAGUAUCGAAACGAAGCCUAGGGAAAAUGUUAUCCAGCCUCACUCCAGGAAAGCAGAAAUCUGAAGCAAAAACUGUACAGUCAUCGGCGAACAUUGAAGAUAGGAGUAAAGCUAUAUAUUUCACUGAAUCUCCACCGGCUGAAACUCCUUCCGAUAAAACACCAAUCAAGGACGUAUCAGAGGACAUAAGAAUCCUCCUCGCAAAUGUCUCUGGCCUGGAAGCCCACGAAAUAAAAAAUGACACUGGACUCUCUGAUAUUGGUAUUGACUCACUGAUGGGUAUGGAGUUGGCUCGUGAAAUCGAGACAACUUUCAAGUGUUCAUUGGAUACCGAAGUCUUGAACGCCAUAACUGACUUCAAGAGCUUGAUGAAAUGUAUCCAAGAGGCCCUGGGUUGCAGUGAACAAGAAAAGACCGCACCUGAAACUGGAACAAAUACGGAUACCAUUGACAUUAAUACAGACAUGAAUAUGGAUAUUAUUGGAGUUGCUCAUGCCAACAGUGGCUCCCCACAAAUCAACGGCAGCCUUUCCGAGGACGAGAUACUAAAUAUCCCAGCUAAUACAAUCCUCGAAGCCUUUAAAGAGUCAAAGCAACUUACCGACGAGUUUAUAUACAAAUAUAAAUUUGCAAACUAUGCCGACUACGUUCUGCCCAAGCAAACUGAGCUUUGCAUCGCAUAUAUUACUGAAGCCUUUGAGAAACUAGGAUGCUCUCUUCGAAAGGCGAAAAUGGGUGACAGAUUGGAUAGGAUUAACUAUCUCCCCAAACACGAGAAAUUUGUGAACUAUCUCUAUAUGAUGCUAGAAAAGGAAGCUCGACUUGUGGAUUUGAAUGAAACUACCGGUAUCGUUAGGACUGCCAUCCAGCCACCUACCAAACCAUCAGGCGUCUUAUUACAAGAACUUAUCAACGAUUCCCCUGACCACGCUAAUGACCACAAACUUACCCAUCUUAUUGGAUCCAAAUUAGCAGAAUGUUUAUCUGGUGGGUGUGAUGGCGUUCAGUUAAUCUUUGGCUCGCCAGAGGGAAGAGAGCUUGUUACUGGUUUGUACGGCAAGUCACCUAUCAAUAUGGUGUGGCUCAGACAGAUGGAAGAUCUAAUAAGGCGCAUUAUAUUGAAACUUCCAACCAAUAAAGGGCCUCUUAAAAUACUAGAGAUGGGGGCUGGUACCGGAGGAACCACAGCAAUCCUUGGUCCUCUACUUUCCAGUCUUGGGGUCGCGGUUGAAUAUACCUUCACUGAUCUCUCACCUUCCUUAGUUUCGGCUGCAAGGAAAAGGUUCAAGAGGCACUCUUUUAUGAAUUUUCGUGUCCAUGAUAUCGAAAAAGCACCCGCCGCAGAAUUGCUUCAUAGCCAGCAUAUCGUCAUUGCAAACAACUGCGUCCAUGCCACUCAUAACCUAGUGAACUCAACCCGGCAGAUCCGUCAAGUUCUUAGGCCUGAUGGAUUUUUGAUGAUUCUAGAAAUGACUGAUACUCUGUAUUGGGUCGACCUUGUUUUUGGCGUCCUCGAAGGCUGGUGGCUUUAUGAUGAUGGGAGAAAGCAUGUGGUGGCGCACCAAUCCAUCUGGGAGAGGUCUAUGCAAUCAGCUGGGUACGGCCACAUUGACUGGACAGAAGGAAACCGCCCUGAAGCAAAUAUCCAACGAAUUAUUAUUGCUUUAGCCUCUGGGCCUAGGUAUGACCGCUUGCCUAAGACCCCAAACCACACUGAGAGUCAAGCAACUGACUGUGCUGCUCGUCAGGCCAUAGUCGAUAACUAUGUCCGAGAAUAUACCAGAUCAUUCCCUACAACCAUCCAAGUAACCGAUCCAAUACUUCCAACAGACCCCGGAGGGCAUAGUGUGCUUGUCACAGGGGCAACAGGAAGCCUAGGAUCCCACCUUGUGGCUCACUUUGCACGGCUGCCUGAGGUAAGGGAAGUAGUGUGCUUGAACCGACGAAACAGCGUGGAUGCGCUGCUACGCCAGGUGCAGUCACUAGAAGGGAAAGGUAUCCUUCUAGACGAGAAAGCCCUCUCGAAACUGAGAAUACUGGCAACUCAGGGUGAUAAAGAGAAUUUGGGACUGCAAGAAGCCGAGUAUCAAUACUUAGCGAGAUCAGUUACUCAUAUUAUUCACGGAGCAUGGCCAAUGAGUAUAAAGCGACCAGUAAAAGGGUUUGAGCCACAGUUCCAAUUUAUGAGGAAUCUGAUUAAUUUGGCAGUUGAAAUAUCAAGCGCAAGGGCUAAAGCAACUGUUGGCUUCCAAUUCAUAUCAUCCAUCGCUACCGUUGGAUAUCAUCCAAUUGAGACUGGCGAGGUUCGAGUGCCGGAAGAGAGAGUUACCGUUAAGUCGGUCCUUCCAAGCGGCUAUGGCGAUGCGAAAUUGGUUUGUGAGAGAAUGCUGGAGCAAACCCUUCAUGAACAUCCUGAUAAGUUCCGGCCGAUGUCUGUUCGUAUAGGGCAAAUAGCCGGAUCCAAGGACAAUGGGUAUUGGAACCCGGUGGAGCACUUUUCAUUUCUUGUCAAGUCAUCACAGGUACUUCGGUUAUUUCCUGAUCUUCGAGGGGAGUUAUCAUGGUACCCAGUUGACGACGUUGCAGCAACGCUCAGCGACCUCCUUUUGUCAGAGAAUGUGCCACACCCUAUUUAUCACAUUGAGAACCCUGUCCGGCAGCCAUGGAGUGAGAUGACUCGUCUACUGGCUGAUGCACUGGACAUACCACGAGAUGCUAUCAUCCCCUUCGAUACAUGGAUGCGCCGAGUUCGUCAUUUUACCGGUUCAACUGAGUCCAACAAUCCUGCCAAAAUGCUGCUAGAUUUUUUCAAGGACCAUUUUGCGCGCAUGUCAUGCGGAGGUCUGAUUCUAGACACUACCAAGAGCAGGGAGCAUUCUCAGACUUUGGCGAAUGCAAGGCCUAUCAGCCCUGAAUUCGUAGCAAAAUAUAUAACUCGGUGGAAGACUUCGGGCUUUCUGUGCUAA
Microsporum canis CBS 113480 is the source of this 7758-nucleotide messenger RNA. RefSeq names its product polyketide synthase. The transcript has 3 exons. Gene Ontology annotation, biological process: fatty acid biosynthetic process. NCBI's taxonomy places the organism in Eukaryota, Fungi, Ascomycota, Eurotiomycetes, Onygenales, Arthrodermataceae. Gene Ontology annotation, molecular function: phosphopantetheine binding; 3-oxoacyl-[acyl-carrier-protein] synthase activity. The record is from RefSeq and is a predicted model, not a curated record. The coding region runs from base 1 to 7758 and encodes 2585 amino acids.